Molecule: messenger RNA, 2295 nt
Organism: Nicotiana tabacum (common tobacco)
Lineage: Eukaryota; Viridiplantae; Streptophyta; Magnoliopsida; Solanales; Solanaceae
Source: RefSeq, a predicted model, not a curated record
AUGGCAUGGUUCAAAGAGGGUGAUAGGAACACUAAGUUCUUUCAUGCUCAAGUGAAUGGUCGAAGAAAAAGAUUGCAGCUUAAGAGGAUACAAAACAACAUGGGCAACUGGAUAGAUGAGGAAGAUCAAAUACCAGAAGAAGUUGUCAACUUUUUUAAGGAUCAAUUCUGUGAAAUUGAGGUUCCUACUGAAUUUUGCAUCAUUGACCAUGUGCCUUGGUUGAUAGAUGAAGAGCAGAAUGCAAAGUUAAUCAGUAUGCCUACAAGAGAAGAAAUUAAACAUGUUGUUUUAGGCCUUAAUGGGGAAUCUGCAGGUGGUCCAGAUAGUUUUAUAGGUGCAUUUUACCAUUCAUGCUGGGACAUCAUUGGAGAGGAUAUCUUUCGUAUGGUUACUGCAUUCUUCUAUGGCGGGCAGCUUCCAAAAUGUGUUACACAUACCAAUCUGGUACUCUUACCAAAGAAAAAGGAAAUAGUAAGCUUUUCUGAUAUGAGGCGUAUAAGUUUAAGUAACUUCGCCAACAAGAUAUUCUCAAGAGUGAUUCACAACAGGUUGGUAGAGUUACUUCCUAACUUGAUCUCUGAAGAACAAGCAGGGUUUGUGAAAGGGAGAAGUAUUAUCAAAAAUGUGUUAUUAACUCAAGAAAUAAUCACAGAUAUCAGGCUAAGUGCAAGAGCUGGACCAAAUGUAGUGAUUAAGCUUGACAUGAUGAAAGCAUAUGAUACACUAUCAUGGUUAUUCUUGACUAAGAUGUUGAGGAAACUGGGAUUUUGUCAAAGAUUCAUUGGAUUGAUUUAUGAUAUUGUGGGUAAUAACUGGUAUUAUGUGCUCUUAAAUGGACUACCUCAUGGAUUUUUCAAGUCUUCAAGGGGGUUGGUGAUGGAGGUCCUGUGUGCAUAUGAAGUUGCAUCUGGGCAGAAGGUAAACAAAGGCAAAUCAAUUGUGUAUAUGCACCAUUCUACUAAUUUGGAAGUGGUUAGGAAGGUCGAGAGGAUCACUGGCAUUAUGAGCUCUAUUGGAGGCAACAGUAGGCAUUGGUCAUCAUGGAACACUCUUUGUAUGCCAUGUGAGGAAGGUGGAAUAGGCUUUAGAUCGUUGCAUGAUGUAACUAAAGCACUUUUCUGCAAGUUGUGGUGGAAUUUUCGAACAAAACCAAGCCUUUGGAGUUUAUUUAUGAGCCAGAAGUAUUGCAAAAAACUCAUUGCAAUAAUUGUUCCAUGGAGGAAAGGAUCACAUGUUUGGAGGAAGAUGUUAGAAUGUAGAGACAUCAUAGAGCACCAGAAUAAGUGGCAUCCAAAAAUGGGAUCCUCCCUCUUUUGGUUUGAUAAUUGGACAGGAUUGGGUGCUUUGUACUUUUUUGUUCCAUCUGAGUUUGGGAUAGACGAAUCCAUUCAUAAUGUCUAUGAUGUUCUGGAAGACGGUGAUUGGAAUAUAAAUAGGUUGAUGGAGAUUUUACCUGAAGAGUAUGCACUUCGUAUUGUGGAGAAAAUUAUACCUCCAGUUCUGGAGGAUGUCAUUGAUGUACCUUAUUGGAUGCUAGAAGCUCGUGGCCAUUUUUCUGUCAAAUCGGCUUGGGAAUAUAUUCGAAGGAGGGAUGAACCUAGAGUAGCUUACAAAAUGAUUUGGGUAAAAGGAUUGCCAUUUAAAAUAGCAUUCUUUAUGUGGAAGGUGUGGAAAGCUAAGCUACCUCUUGAUGAUUAUUUGCGAAGGCUAGGAUAUAUCAUGCCAUCAAAGUGCUGGUGCUGUGCACAACCUAAAGAAGAAUCACUGGUACAUAUGUUCUUCACAUCUAUUGUUGCUACUACAGUGUGGAAAUAUUUUCUAUCGAGGGGUGGUAUGGCUUUAAGUGGACUGUCCAUGCAUCAAGCUAUUACCAAGUGCUGGACUUCGCAAGUAAUCCCUCAACUUAAACCAAUCAUGCAAGCUUUUCCUUCUUGCAUUGUAUGGAAACUGUGGAAGAGAAGGAAUAGUUUAAAAUAUGGAGAUUCAGUAUCAAUAAGCAGUGUGAUAUAUCAGGUUUCCACUGCUUUGCAAUGCCUUGUUCAAACUAGAAAACCUGGUUUAAAGGUUCCUCACAAGUGGCAUGACCUCUUAUCUAUGAUGGAAAACUACACUCCAAGGCUGAAGUAUCAAAAAGUGAUAUGGGAACAACAAAUAGAGGGUUGGCUUAAGGUAAAUACUGAUGGUGCAUCGAAAGGAAAUCCUGGGAGAAGUGCAAUUGGGUUCUGUGUGAGAGAUGAAGAAGGGGAGAUCAUAUAUGCAGUGGGUAGGGAGAUAGCUGAAGGCACAAACACAUAA